This is a messenger RNA of Euleptes europaea (tarantolino), 1214 nucleotides long. It is a transcript of the gene INKA2, whose product is annotated as inka box actin regulator 2. The record is from RefSeq and is a predicted model, not a curated record. The transcript is spliced from 2 exons. Gene Ontology annotation, molecular function: protein kinase binding; protein serine/threonine kinase inhibitor activity. Gene Ontology annotation, cellular component: nucleus. Bases 35 to 1144 code for a protein of 369 amino acids. Lineage: Eukaryota; Metazoa; Chordata; Lepidosauria; Squamata; Sphaerodactylidae.
UGUCGUUGCCGCGGAAUUCUUUUGGCGCGGCCCGAUGGACUUGGGCGUGAGGAUGGAGAAGAAGAACAUGGACCAUUACCUGCGCCGCCUGAAGCAGGAGCUGGUAUCCAUGAAGGAGGUUGGGGACGGACUGCAUGAACAGAUGAACUCCAUGAUGGGCGCUCUGCAAGAGCUGAAACUCCUCCAGGUCCAGACGGCCCUGGAGCAGCUGGAGAUUUCAAGCAACCCGAACCAGGUUCCAGGAAUUGGCCAGCAUCAGUACUGUCAGGGCAGUAAAGAAGUGCCAAGGUUAAGACGCGAAGCCAGCAGGCAGAGUGAGAAACUGCUGGGGACGAGCUCUUCGGAGAGCUGCAGCUCUUCAGCUUUUCUAUGCUCUGCCCAGAUGCCACAGCCCACCAGCCCACUUUACCACGUUACUUUGCCACACAGUACCCAUGGGCACAUGACUUCAUCCCUUAGCAGCAUUAGCUGUGGCGACUGCUAUCGUGCCAGCGGACCGUCAUCAACGGUGAGCACAGCAGAGUACCACUCACCAAGGACACUUGAAUCAUCCAGUGAGCACAUGUCCGGAAGCUGGUUUUCUCAUGACACAAGCAGCCUUUCUGAAAGUAAAUUUGGAUGCCAAGAAUGCCAGUUCUCUGAUGAGACCGACGACUGGACUUCUUCACUAAUGUCUCAAAGCAGGAACCGGCAGCCUCUGGUCUUGGGCGACAACAUCUUUGCUGAUUUAGUUGGGAACUGGUUGGAUUUGCCCGAGAUAGACAAGAAAGGGGAGAAGAAUGAGACUUUGCCAGGCAGCAAAUCCCAGGAGUUCUACAGAAAGUUUUCCCUCACAGCCAACAUAUUCAAGAAGUUCUUAAGGAGCGUCCGGCCGGAUCGAGACAGAUUGCUUAAGGAGAAGCCUUGCUGGCUGCCAGCAGAAGACAAAAAGGCUGAAAUCUUAAAGAGGCCCAAAAAAGUAAACAAACAGAAGGGAACUUUUUACUUCCCUUGUCACGGGAACAUAUCAAAUACUCAGGACAAAGCCGAAAGGUGCCAAAAGAAGGAAACUAGCAAGGCCAAGACCAAACAUUGUACCAAGACCCACAACGCAAUAGACCACAGUCAGUCAGGGUUUGAUUUUAACACAGCUGUAUGGGUCUGAAUUCCAGCAUGUCAUCUCCUUUGCCAAACUGGUCUAUCCCAAAAACAGACUGGGAAAGGUAUGAGCAGUA